GCGAGCUGGAGACCCCUGUCUCGGAGGCCAGGGCGGGGCGCUCAGGGUGGGCGCGUGGCUGCUGCGGAGUCCCGGGCUGCUGCGGGGGAGGCCCUCCCCUCGAGGCACUUGGUACGCGCCAGCCGAGAGGCCUGGCCCAGCCCGGACGGUACAAUAGGGUUGGGCCGCGGCCGGGACCGGGCCGGCGCCGGUUAGGGAGCAGGAUCACAGGAUUGCAGGAUCGCGGCCCGACCCGCACACUUUGAGUGGCCGGCGACCCGCUGCUUCGAGGGCCGUCAGCCGAAUCGGCCGCCACUUUCCCCGGUGCGGCCUCGUUUCCGAGUGGCUGCCCGGAGGGCCGGGCUGGGCGGGAUGCACCACGGGACCCCAGUCCUGGCCGCCGGCCGCCGCCGCCGCCGCCGCUGAGACCCCCACGACCCCCCAUUGACGCCGCAGCCAUGGACAGUAGCCCGCAUGCGGAGCUGGGUGCCGGCGCCGCCCCAGCUGUGGCAGCCAGGAUACCCCAAGAGCCAAGACCUUCUCCAGAAGGAGACCCCUCCCCACCACCACCACCACCACCAAUGUCGGCCCUGAUCCCAGACACUCCCCCAGACACCCCUCCUGCCAUGAAGAAUGCCUCUAGCCCUAAGCAGCUCCCACUGGGUGCUGAGACACCCCCAGGAUUGGUUGGGCCCAGGCCUUCCAGCCAGGAAGAGUCCUUCUCAGAAGCAAAUGUCAGGGGACCCACCCCACCAGCCACCAGCUCGCGGGAUGCCAGACCUCGAAGGAGCAGCCAAUCAUCCCCAACAGCAGUGCCAGCCUCCGACAGCCCUCCUACCAAGCAAGAUGUAAAGAAGGCAGGGGAGCGCCACAAACUGGCUAAGGAGCGGCGAGAAGAGCGGGCCAAGUACCUGGCGGCCAAAAAGGCUGUGUGGCUGGAGAAGGAGGAGAAGGCCAAGGUGCUGCGGGAGAAGCAGCUCCAAGAGCGCCGACGGCGGCUGGAGGAACAACGGCUUAAAGCUGAGCAGCGCCGAGCGGCCCUGGAAGAGCGUCAGCGGCAGAAGCUGGAAAAGAACAAGGAGCGCUAUGAAGCAGCCAUUCAGAGGUCAGUGAAGAAGACAUGGGCUGAGAUCCGGCAGCAGCGCUGGUCUUGGGCAGGGGCUCUGCACCACAGCUCCCCAGGACACAAAACCAGUGGGAGCAGGUGCUCCGUGUCGGCAGUAAACCUGCCCAAACACGUGGACUCUAUAAUCAACAAGCGGCUCUCAAAGUCCUCUGCCACGCUCUGGAACUCCCCCAGUAGAAAUCGUAGCCUGCAGCUGAGCGCGUGGGAGAGCAGCAUCGUGGACCGUCUGAUGACUCCCACCCUCUCCUUCCUUGCACGGAGUCGCAGUGCAGUCACACUGCCCCACAAUGGCCGCGACCAGGGUAGGGGCAGCGGCUCUGGGAGAGCCCCCUCGAGGGGCCGGGCAGGGGCCCGCCUCACCUGUGGGCCGCACCCCGACCGCACUCAUCCCUCUGCAGCCGUGCCCCUGUGUCCACGCUCAGCCUCUGCCAGCCCCCUGACGCCACCCUGCAGCGUCCCCAGAAGCGUGCACCGCUGCGCCCCCUCUGGGGAGCGCCGCAAGCCCAGCGCCAAGCCCAGCGCAGCCAGGGGCAGCCCUGCUCUCCCUAGACGCAGGCCCGAUGCCACCCCAGUGCAGAAGAAGGAGAAGAAGGACAAGGAGCGGGAAAACGAGAAAGAGAAGAGUGCCCUGGCCCGGGAGCGCAACCUCAAGAAGCGCCAGUCUCUACCUGCCUCUCCCCGCGUGCGCCUCUCUGCAGGCACAGCCUCUGAGCUCAGUCCCAAAUCCAGGACCCAACCAUCCUCUCCUUCCACAUCCUGCCACAGACCUGCCUCUCCCUGCUCCAGACAAGGACUUGGCCAUGUUCUGCCCCCUAAGCCACCAUCCCCCCGAGGCACCACUGCAUCACCCAAAGGGCAAGUUCAAAGGAAGGACGAGGCAAAGGAGAGUCCAAGUACUGCUGGGCCUGAGGACAAGAACCAGAACAAGAGCAAGACCAGUGACAGGAAGGAGCCAGCGGCCCCAGCCUCACCACCACCCUCGCCUGUACCCUCACCCCCCCCAGCCAUGCACCAGAAGGAGCAGCCCCCAGUGGAGAUACCUGCAGAUACUGCUGCCCUUACCUCACCUCCGGCGCCCGCACCUCCGGCAACCCCAAGCAAGCCGAUGGCUGGCACCACAGACAGAGAAGAGGCAACUCGCCUCCUAGCUGAGAAGAGGCGCCAGGCCCGGGAGCAGCGGGAGCGGGAGGAACAGGAGCGGAAGAUGCAGGCUGAAAGGGACAAACGAAUGCGAGAGGAACAACUGGCCCGAGAGACCGAGGCCCGGGCGGAGCGGGAGGCCGAAGCUCGGAGGCGGGAGGAGCAAGAGGCCCGAGAGAAGGCGCAGGCGGAGCAGGAGGAGCAGGAGCGGCUGCAGAAGCAGAAAGAGGAGGUUGAAGCUCGGUCUCGGGAAGAAGCGGAGCGGCAGCGUCUGGAGCGAGAAAAGCACUUCCAGCGAGAGGAGCAGGAGCGGCAAGAGCGCAGAAAGCGUCUGGAGGAGAUAAUGAAGAGGACUCGGAAGUCAGAAGCUGCUGAAACCAAGAAACAGGACAGAACAGAGAUAAAAGACAACAAUUCCAAUCAAGACCCCGAAAAGGCUGGGGAGAUCCAGCCUUUGGAACUGCAGAAGGAAGUUGCACAGAAGGAGGAGCUGGCUGCCCAGGAGCCUCAGUGGAGCCUGCCAAGCAAGGAGUCACCAGGGUCACUAGUGAAUGGCCUGCAGCCUCUCCCAGCACACCAGGAAAACGGCUUCUCCCCUAAGGGGCCUGCUGGGGACAAGAGUCUGGGCCGAACACCAGAGACACUCCUGCCCUUUGCAGAGGCAGAAGCCUUCCUCAAGAAAGCCGUGGUGCAGCCUCCACAGGUCACAGAAGUCCUUUAAAGUGUUGCCUUGGAUCCAGGCAGAGCUAUGAGGGCUCCUCUGCAGCAUCUACCAUGAUGUCUGGAAGAAAAAGAGACAGAACAAAGCCGGAAGUGGCCUGGACCCCUGGGGUGGGUCCUCUCUGUUGUUUUUAACCUGCACCUUAUAGACUGAUGUCUCUUUGGCCAGAGCCAGAUCCUACCCCUCAGUGCAUUCGUGUGCUCACAUUUGAGGACGCCCCCCUUCCCCACUCCCACACACACAUACACUCACAGCCUCUCUGGCCUCCUCCCUCAGGGAGAGCCAUCUGUAGUAUUUGCCUUGGUUUGGUGGGAUACAGUGGAUGUGAAUACUGUAAAUAGCUUACGCUCAGACUCCUCUGCAUGGAGUGGGUGGGUGCCAGAGGCAGAUGCUCCCAAGACUCCUCAGGGUCAUCUUCCUCUCUAUUUAACUGUAACCAAGGGGGGCUGGGGCUGGGGGGCACCUUGGGCCACAGGAUACCAGUUGCUUUAAGGGUAACUGUGCCUCUUGCCCUCACCUGGAAUCAGUGUUAUUGCAUCUGAUCAAAUUUGUCCAGAAAUAAAGUGAAAAUAAUUCUGCCA
This is a messenger RNA of Erinaceus europaeus (western European hedgehog), 3547 nucleotides long. RefSeq names its product MAP7 domain containing 1 (gene MAP7D1). Gene Ontology annotation, biological process: microtubule cytoskeleton organization. The record is from RefSeq and is a predicted model, not a curated record. NCBI's taxonomy places the organism in Eukaryota, Metazoa, Chordata, Mammalia, Eulipotyphla, Erinaceidae. The transcript is spliced from 17 exons. Gene Ontology annotation, cellular component: microtubule cytoskeleton. Bases 438 to 2966 code for a protein of 842 amino acids.